This is a messenger RNA of Plutella xylostella (diamondback moth), 1996 nucleotides long. The record is from RefSeq and is a predicted model, not a curated record. Lineage: Eukaryota; Metazoa; Arthropoda; Insecta; Lepidoptera; Plutellidae.
UUUUGGCACACAGAAAUAUUGAAAAACAAAACAAAGCUUUUCAUUUCUCGCAUCUAUUUUAAUGUAAAAAUAAUAAUGAGUAGCUUGAUAAAUUAACUAAAAUGGUCAACGUGAAAGACAAAACCCUUUGCCUGUGGUUUUAAUAUAAUAAUUUUCCUCCAAAAUGAGCACAACGAAGAGCAAACCGCUAGUUAUUGAUCCUGGCUUGUGUCGAUGUUGCGGAGAACUCAAAAAAUGCCGAUUUCUAAACGAGGAAUACGAUUAUGCCGGCACCAAAGAGGUCUACGCGGAUAUCAUGAUGGAUUGCUUCGGUCUUUUGCUAUCCCACCUGGACGGAAAGCCGCUGGAGCGCCUCGUCUGCGCCACGUGCGUGGUGCGUCUCCGCGAGGCCAGCUGCUUCAAGAGGCAGGUGCUGCGCGCCGAGGAGGCCUUCCUCGCCAUGAAGAUCAUGUACCAUGAGGGGGACUCGGAGGUGGUGGUGAAGGAGGAUGCUCCUUCCCUGCCUGGUCUGGACGCCGUGAAGCUAGAACCACAGUUCCCCGGCACCCCGCGCUCCCCGCCCGCCCCCGCUGUCGCCGACGAUGACUCAGACCGCGACUACACAGAAGAAAGUGAUAGAAAAGUCGAAGUAACAAUAACACCAACCAGCGCCCCGCCGCCGCCGCCGCCGCGGAGACAGAAGCGGAGGCAGCCGGCGCCGGGGGCCUCCGGGAACAAGAUCGUGGAGAGGACUAAGAAAGAAGCGAUGCUCCGUCUGCAACAAAAGAACCGUGAGCGAGACGUCAACUACACAACCGAGACCAACAUCGCGAGCCUAGUCGAGUGUUCAUAUGUGUGUCCGUUCAAAUGUCGCCACAACAACCUCAUCUGCUUCUACUGCGGGAUCCUCUGUACGGAACCCGAAGUGCUACGAACCCACACGAUUUCCGAACACAACCCUAAAAAGUUCAAAAUCACGCAGCAGAAGAAAAUGAUCAAAAUGGACAUAACGAGAAUCGAUUGCCGAUUGUGCGAUGAAAAGAUUUAUUCGCUAGAAUCGUUGAAGUUGCACAUCACUAAGGUUCACAGAGUAGAAUACUACUUCGAUUAUCCUGACUCUGUGUUGCCGUUCCGACUAACAAAAGGCGAAUUAUCGUGUGCGCUAUGCGAAUUAAAAUACCCGUACUUCCACGCGCUAAACAAACACAUGAACGUGCAUUUCAGUAACUACGUGUGUGAAACGUGCGGAUUAGGAUUUGUGGACAAAUGCCGGUUCGACAUGCAUUUACAGAGGCACGAGGACGGGGACUUUCCUUGUCCCACUUGCGGUAAAAACUUCAGAGCUCAGUACAAUAGGGACCUACACAUAGAUAGAGUCCACAAGAAAAAGGGACGGGUCUACUGUCCUAAAUGCGACGUGAUGUUAAUGUCUUACCCGCAGAAGUUGAAACAUUUAAUGGAGGUGCAUGGGGAUGAGCCGAUGUCGUUUCCUUGUGGCUUGUGUUCUAAAGUGUGCAUGACAAGAAGGAUGCUGACGAUACAUAAAAGGAAGGACCAUUUGAAGGAUUACAGAUACGAGUGUCAGUACUGCGGCCAGAAGUUCUUCACUCGGUUCGCGCUCACCAACCACAUGCCCACGCACACCGGCGAGCGGAACUUCAAGUGCAAAGUCUGCGAAAAAACCUACCCGCGUCUCAAGACGCUCAAAGACCACAUGCGCAUCCACACCAACGACCGCCGCUACCGCUGCCACAUCUGCGGGCAGGCCUUCAUACAGAACUGCAGUCUCAAGGCGCAUUUAAAGAGCCAACACCCGGAGUACGGGUAAAUGUGAUGAGGGACGAGUGUAAAAAGUGUCAAAAUGGAUUUUGCGUGAAUUAUUUGUGAAACUGUUUUAAUAUGUUUAGUUUUUGUAGUUUACACUGUGCCACAUCUGCGGGCAGGCGUUUAUACAGAACUGCAGUCUGAAGGCGCAUCUGAAGAGCCAACACCCGGAGUACGGGUAAAUGUGUUUAGU